Molecule: messenger RNA, 639 nt
Organism: Alosa alosa (allis shad)
Lineage: Eukaryota; Metazoa; Chordata; Actinopteri; Clupeiformes; Clupeidae
Product: radiation-inducible immediate-early gene IEX-1-like
Exons: 1
Coding region: 178-639 (153 amino acids)
Biological process (GO): DNA damage response; negative regulation of apoptotic process
Cellular component (GO): nucleus
Source: RefSeq, a predicted model, not a curated record
CCAUAGAAGAAAGUCAAGCAAACAAACUCUUUCAGAACUAUUUGAGAAGGGCUUAUAAUCUCAGAGAGCAAACCACAGAUCAAGGCCAACAGGAGGUCCGCUGAAUGACAAAAGAAAACCACUUCAAGUCUUUACACGGAGAGAAGCUUAUUCAGCUGCAGUUGAAGCCAUUUCAUCAUGUGUGCCACAGAGCAACAUCCUUCCCGCUGCCAAACUCUCCAAGCGGAGCGCCGAGAUGCCAACCCCACGGCAGGGCGCUUGGAGAACCCCUGGGCCACCCCUCUGCGUCCUCGCACUCGCCGCCGGGUCCUCUACCCGCCGCUGGUGCGCCGUCCCCUGCCCACGGAGCGUCCAGACCCGGCGCGCCGCUGGUUGCUGCUGCUGUCCGCACUGCUCUUCCUGCAGAUCUACACGGAGGAAGUGCCCUGCUGUGCCUGGGACCCCCUGCAGGCUGACGCCGCAGCCGUGAACCCCCAACAGCAGCAUCCCCUCCACCACCACCACCUGCAGGAGUGCGAGGCCCUGGCCCAGAGAGGGGACCUCCUGCCGUGGGGGCCCGCCGUGGGUGAGCUGGACACGGAGCCCUGCUGUGAGCUCAGCGGAAGCCUGCCCACCCAGGCUGAGCGCGCCGGAGCCUGA